AUGAGCUGGACCAACUUCUGCAUUUUGCACAACAGAUGGAUUUCGUUUCUUAAACUGGAAGUCAUUUCUCAACUUGGGAAAAUUGCAGAAAAGCUGCAAACAGUGGGUCAGAUUAACACUGAACACAUCACCUAUUGUUCGAGAAGCACCGGGAACGUCAAGAGGGACACAUCUGAAGGGAAAAUGUUUCUGGCUGCGUUCAUCGUGACGGUGCUCCUCCUCUCAGGUGUCAGUGUAAAAUCAGCUGCUGUAAACUCCAGGGAAGGAGAUGAUGUUACUCUGCUGUGUCACAAUGUGGUUUAUCCUGACUGCUCCUCCACUACAUGGAUAUAUUACCCCAUACAAACUAAAACACGCAUUAUACUGAUUAAUCGUGGGAAAAUCGAAGACUCGCACAGAGAUGGGAAAAUGAAGCUGCAAGCAGACUGUUCUCUGCACAUUCAUAAUGUCAGUGCUGUAGAUGCUGGGCUCUAUACAUGUCAGCAGUUUAUUGACAUCUUUAAGCAUGGAGAUGAUGCCAAAGUUUAUCUCUCUGUUCUUACCAUUUCUCCAGUUGCAGGGCUGGAGGCUAGCAGGGCCCUGCAGUGUCUGCUGUACACCCAUGAAGGUCCUGGACGGUGUGAUCGUGCCCCGUUUCACACUGUGACUCUGCGGUGGGUUAGUGACACAGACCCCCCGGGGCAGAAAGAUCCCAACUCCCAGACACGCACAGACCCCUGUAACUCCACUCUGCCGAUUGACCAUCGGAGGACAGAGAAGGACCAGAGGAAAUGGCGAUGUCAGCUGCUGGAUGCGGGGAAGGUGACGCUCACAUACAGCUACACAUCUGACAGCUCAGGCUACAGCCAGAUGGCUGCUACAAGCAUAGAGCUUCCAGUGAGAUUGACGGUCUUCUUCCUGGCCCUAAUCACUCCCCCCAUCAUUGGUGCCGCCCAUUACAUGAGGAGGAGGAAGAUGCUUCCAAAAGGGCAAGAAUAUGAAAACACCAGGACAAAAACAUCUACUUUAUAGCAGUGCAUCAUGUUCACCUACUCUAUAUGUUCAUUAUAAUUGCUGGCUUUUGCAUUAAUGUUUAUGAUUAUCCAGCAAAUUUUACCGUUCAGGACUUAUGCUUGACUACAGUUUGUGGGGCAAAUGUAAGCAUUUCAGGAUGGAAGGGCCUCAUGCCAUAAGCUCCAGGUUUUCAGAAACUAUGUAUUAGAUCACGUUAUGAAAUACGGAUGUGCAAAGCAUGGGAUUUAAGUAUGAAUUUCAGUAGUUUCAGUACAAUGGAUGGCAGUUCUGUAGUGCGGUCAGGCGUUGGACUGUUUUUUCUUCAUGUUUUGUAUGUAUCAGGCGAGUCCCUGCCGAGUAAGCAGAUCUCCACACUUUAUAUAUAUAUAAUAUAUAUAAAAUA
Molecule: messenger RNA, 1396 nt
Organism: Brienomyrus brachyistius
Lineage: Eukaryota; Metazoa; Chordata; Actinopteri; Osteoglossiformes; Mormyridae
Exons: 6
Coding region: 1-1011 (336 amino acids)
Biological process (GO): positive regulation of ERK1 and ERK2 cascade; T cell activation; interleukin-15-mediated signaling pathway
Cellular component (GO): membrane raft; external side of plasma membrane
Molecular function (GO): protein tyrosine kinase binding; MHC class II protein binding
Source: RefSeq, a predicted model, not a curated record